Molecule: messenger RNA, 2182 nt
Organism: Phragmites australis (common reed)
Lineage: Eukaryota; Viridiplantae; Streptophyta; Magnoliopsida; Poales; Poaceae
Product: dof zinc finger protein DOF2.4-like
Exons: 2
Coding region: 558-1769 (403 amino acids)
Biological process (GO): regulation of DNA-templated transcription
Molecular function (GO): DNA binding; DNA-binding transcription factor activity
Source: RefSeq, a predicted model, not a curated record
UCUCCCUGCUGCACCUAGGGUUUCCAACUUUCCUCAUGCAUAAAACCCCCUGCUCUCUUCUCUCACGGUCUCCCACUCUCAAGCAGUAGCAGCUAGCUACAUCCAUCUCACACAUUCUUAUGGACUAAGCAAAGGAACACACUCUGUCCUCUCUUCUUUGCUCUCCCAUAUGUUUCACAUCCGAUAUAUAUAAUGCAAGCUCUCCACUAAGACAAAAAAAAUAAAAUAAAAGGAGAACAAGACCCAUUCUUCUUUUAUUCCACUCGCUUUCAUUCUCUCUCCACCUCUCUUUCUUCCCUAUCCUCCUCUCUUCUCCACACAACCCUCUCUCUUCUUCUCAGCUUCGUCAUUCCAGUCCAGCAUAUAUAUAGAGAGAGAGAGCUUGCUAGCUGCUAGUGGAUGUUAUUCUCUCCGCCUUUAUUGAUCCACCUCCCCAUCCUUGCAUGAUCCCCUAAAGCUUCUAUAUACCCUUAUCUCACAAAGAAGCAAGGAGGAACAAACAAACCAGAAAAGAAGCUCCCAAGUAGGAAAAGAUCAAAAGAAAUCAAUUCUAUACCAUGGUCUUUUCUUCAGUUCCUGUCUAUCUUGAUCCACCCAAUUGGAGCCAGCAGCAGCAACAGCAAGGUCACCACGGUCAGUUUCCAAGUGGCGGAGGCGGUGGUAGCGGCGGCAGCGUGGAGCCGCAUCACCACCAGCAACACCACCACCAGCAACACCAGCUGCCGCCGAUGCCCCCUCCUGGGGCUCUCAUGGCUCCUCGGCCUGACAUGGCAAUUGUAGUUACAGCAAGCAGCGGUGGCGGCGGUGCAGGCGGCGGUGGCCCGACUGGCGGCACGGCGAUGCGGCCGGGCUCCAUGACGGAGCGGGCCAGGCUCGCCAAGAUCCCGCAGCCGGAGCCGGGGCUCAAGUGCCCGCGCUGCGAUUCCACCAACACCAAGUUUUGCUACUUCAACAACUACUCGCUCUCGCAGCCGCGCCACUUCUGCAAGACGUGCCGCCGGUAUUGGACGCGCGGUGGCGCGCUCCGGAGCGUCCCCGUCGGCGGAGGCUGUCGCCGCAACAAGCGCACCAAGUCAUCCAAGUCCAACUCGUCAUCGGCCGCCUCUGCUUCCGCCACGGGCGGGACGCCGUCGUCCACCUCGUCCACUGCCACCGGUGGCAGCGGCGGCAUGGUGACGGGCGCCAUCAUGCCGCCGCAGGCGCAGCUGCCUUUCCUGGCCUCGUUGCACCCACUUGGUGGAGAUCACUACAGCACUGGUGCAUCAAGGUUAGGGUUCCCCGGGCUGAGCUCACUUGAUCCCGUGGACUACCAGCUCGGCGGCGGCGGAGGCGCCGGCACCGCCAUCGGGCUAGAGCAGUGGCGCCUGCCGCACAUACAGCAAUUCCCAUUUUUAAGCCGCCCCGACGCCGUGCCACCGCUAAUGUCUGGCAUUUACCCGUUCGACGUGGAUGGCGGCGGCGAUGCUGCCGGCUUCGCCGGACAGAUGCUGGGAGGCUCCAAGGUGCCCGGCUCAGCCGGGCUGAUCACGCAGCUUGCAUCAGUGAAGAUGGAGGACAACCCUCCGUCCACGGCGAUGAGCUCACCGAGGGAGUUCCUUGGUCUCUCCGGGAACGGCCUCCAAUUCUGGGCUGGCGGCAACGGUGCAGGUGGUAACAAUGGAGGCAGUACCAACGGCGGCGGGGGUGGAGGCGGCGGCGCUAUUGCUCCGGGAAGCAGCUGGGUAGACCUGUCAGGAUUCAACUCGUCGUCCUCAGGGAACAUACUGUGAUCGAUGCGCCCUGCAUGAUGGUUGCUGCUCUAAAAGGUAGCCCUAUUUAUGUAAGCCCUGAAGCUUAAUUUUAAUCAUCGCUUCUGAGAAAGAUCAAAACAAAGGAGUUGUGGUGCAAGAUUAUUAUAGGGCUGUGAUAGUUAUUGGUCUCUAGAAUUGGUAGGCGAAAUUAGCUUUUGACAUUGAGUUUUUCAUGUGCGGUUCCACUUCUAUCUUGUUGUCACUGCUGCUGUUCUUGUACUGUUUUAGCGGGUGCAUUUCUAUAUUGUUGUCCAUUUCAGGUCUAUAUAUGUUGUGUAAACGUGUAAUGCAUGCAUGUUACUAGGUCUGCUAGCUUGGUGCAAUGUGUUGAUCAUGGUGAAAGGUGAUCAAACAGAUUUGAUCAAUUGAUCUACAAGUUUCUACUUGGUGAA